AAUCUCAUCUCUCUGUUCUCUAAUUGCCUCAACUCUUACAAUCCGGUCGAGAAAGAAGAAUUAGAGUACAUUGAGAUUCACCAACCUUCUCUUACUCAUCCUCAUUCUUUGUUUCAUCGCUAUUAAUGGCUCAAAGGACAACAUUAUUCGUUUAUUUAUUUGUAUUAUUAUUAACAAUUGAGUUAUUCAUAUCAGGUGUGGUCUCAACAAGUUUCACAAUAUUGAACAACUGCGAUUACACGGUAUGGCCUGGCAUUUUGUCAAACGCCGGCGUUUCGCCACUUCCAACCACUGGCUUCGUUCUCCAAAAGGGUGAGUCCAAGACCAUCACCGCCCCAACCUCUUGGGGAGGCCGCUUUUGGGGCAGGACCCAUUGCAGUCAGGACUCCACCGGGAAAUUCUCUUGCGUCACAGGGGAUUGCGGCUCCGGAAAGGUGGAAUGCGCCGGGAGUGGGGCCAGCCCACCUGCCACGCUCGCAGAGAUCACCCUCGACGGCCACGGUGGACUCGAUUUCUACGACGUGAGCUUGGUCGAUGGGUACAACAUCCCUAUGAUGUUCACUCCUCAGGGUGGUAGCGGUCAGAAUUGUACCAAUACCGGUUGCAGAGCUGACCUCAACGACGCCUGCCCUUCAGAGCUCAAGGUGACGAGCGUGGAGGGCGGUGCAGGCGUGGCGUGUAGAAGCGCGUGCGAGGCCUUUCGGGAACCACAAUACUGUUGCAGCGGCGCGUACGGUACUCCGGAUACUUGCAAGCCGUCUUCGUACUCUGAGAUCUUCAAGAACGCGUGCCCACGCGCUUACAGCUAUGCUUACGAUGAUAAGUCCAGCACCUUCACAUGUUCGUCAGCAAAUAGUUACACCAUCACUUUCUGCCCAUCUCCUACCACCAGCCAAAAAGCGUCACAGCCACAAGAAGGGCAGAAUACGAGGACCACAAACCCAUCACCUCAUAUCACCGGCACCGGCACCGGCACCGGCACGAUGAUUUACGAAGGUGCCCUUGACGAAGAAAACAACGGAUCACCGUCCACGCGUCCCCACGUGUGGGGAUGUCAAGGCCUAGCCGGUUUAAUCAGUGUCACGUUGGCUAUUUGGCAGUUGUGGAAGCCCUUCUUCUAAAUUUUUCGCUAACCUCUUCUUCAUUAGUUAGUAUAGCAGGCCCAUUAGCUUCCAAAGUUCUGGUCCCAUCUUAACUCUAGGCCCAAUAUGGACGCGUGGACCCCGCAUUUUCAACUUUUGUUCCGUAGCUUGGGCCAUGAGGCCCCAUGUGGUUUGGCUCCGUGACGUGGAUUUGAGUCAUGAUUGAAAAAGCUCACCGGUCAGUUAAUGGCUAACCACACACACACUGGGAGAGUCCCUUUCAAAUUCGAUUAAAAUCCAAUUAACAAGUGAUGCGGAAGCCGAUAUAACAGGAUAGUGGUGGUGCUGGAAUUCGCAUGAAGAUGAGCUGUUUCUUUAGUAUAAGAAUAGGAUUUUAUUUUUUUUGUUUUUCUUUUCAAAUUUAUAAAAUUUUAAGGGGAACGGUUGGGAUUCAUUUGUUUGUUUAGACUUUAUAAAUAGAAAGUGCCAUUAUGAUAUGUAACCACCAAAUUUGGUGCUACAAUAUUGAAAUGAAGGAAGUUUAUAUA
Humulus lupulus (European hop) is the source of this 1630-nucleotide messenger RNA. Its product is annotated as thaumatin-like protein 1. The transcript has 3 exons. Bases 126 to 1121 code for a protein of 331 amino acids. Gene Ontology annotation, biological process: defense response. The record is from RefSeq and is a predicted model, not a curated record. NCBI's taxonomy places the organism in Eukaryota, Viridiplantae, Streptophyta, Magnoliopsida, Rosales, Cannabaceae. Gene Ontology annotation, cellular component: extracellular region.